Molecule: messenger RNA, 1204 nt
Organism: Stegodyphus dumicola
Lineage: Eukaryota; Metazoa; Arthropoda; Arachnida; Araneae; Eresidae
Product: putative G protein-coupled receptor AH9.1
Biological process (GO): G protein-coupled receptor signaling pathway
Cellular component (GO): membrane
Molecular function (GO): G protein-coupled receptor activity
Source: RefSeq, a predicted model, not a curated record
CUUAAUGGGGGAAUGUCCAACUCCAGACAGCCAGCUCGGAAGUAUAGGAACCAACUCUACAGUUUCGGUCAAUAUAUCAUCAUUUUUUGAAAUACCUCCAGAACUUCAAAACUCUUCUAAUGAGAACGUGGAAAAAUUAAAAUUCAUCGCCUAUGGCGUAGUGAGCUCAAUCAUUAUUGCCCUUGGAAUUCUAGGAAAUUUCAUAAACUUAGCCGUUCUUACUAGACCCAACCUCAAAGGAGUUACGUUUGUUUACCUAACAUGGCUAGCCAUAUCUGAUCUCAUGUCUCUUGUGGUGAGUUUGAGUUCCAUGUUUAGACUUCACGGUAUGCAACCAAGGACGUACACUGCAGCUGUAUACUAUUCACAUAUUGAAAUGCCACUUGUGAAUGCCUUCAUGGCAAGCAGUGUGUUCUUAGUUGUAGCUUUAACGAUUGAUAGGUAUUUCUCUGUGUGCUUACCAACGAGAUUUAAAGAAGUGCAUAAUACACAACGGGCCAAACGCUCAAUAACAGCAGCUUAUAUUUCAGCGUUCGUUUUGUAUAUACCGGUAUGUUUUCAGAAGAAACCAGUGGCCGUGCAAUUGCCAUUCAGCAGGAAAAUUGAAUAUAUAUCAUGUGAGUAUAUACCAGUGACAUCGCAUACUGUUUUUAAAGUGUACCUCAUGGUAAAAGAAGUGAUUGUUCGACUAGGUCCUGUCUUGUUAUUAGCAAUUUUGAAUACUACCAUCAUAGUGACUUUCAGAAAAACACUCAAAAAACGAAGAGAGAUGCUCAAUAUGUCUACAUCAAACUCUGCCGCACAACAGCAUAGGGAUGGAAACAAGAAAUACAGAGAAGAGCAAAGACUCAUCAUAUUGUUAGCUGGCAUUGUGAUACUUUUCUUUAUCACCAUGACACCUGCGGCUAUUUUAACGAUACUUAAUAGCGAUGAUAAAGAAUUUAACUUUGGUUUUCAGCUAUUCAGGGCUAUCGCUAAUGUUUUAGAGCUGUCGAAUUACGCAAUGAACUUUUAUGUCUAUUGCAUGUGCAGUUCCGAAAUUCGGAGAACUUUCAUAGCGUUAGCAACCUGCACAAAACCUAAUUUAAAUACGAGUUCUGCUAGUAGCAAGCCAUCACUGGAAAGUAAUAAUAAAUACUAAUUACUAAAAAUUGUACAUCAUUUAAAUAAAUGUUAUUAUUUUAUUUCGAAUAUGUAACAGAUG